GCGCUAUAUAGGAGGGAGAGGGGGGAGCUGGGCUGCAGACAGAGCUGCUGCCGCCUGCUUUAGCCAUCGCUCACAGUCUUCUCGCGGCCGAGGAAAACUACAGCCUGCCAAGAUGUGCAAAGGAUUAGCAGCGCUGCCCCACACGUGCCUGGAGAGGGCCAAGGAGAUCAAGACCAAGUUGGGCACACUGCUCCAGAAGCCCGACUCAACCAUUGACUUUAUCAUCCCCUACCCAGAGAAGCCAGAGAAGCCGCCCAAGACCCAGAAGCCAUCACCGGAGGAGGCUCUGCAAUGGCGUGAUUCCCUGGAGAAGCUCCUGCAAAACCCCUAUGGGCUCGCCAGCUUCUGCAGCUUCCUGCGCUCUGAGUUCAGCGAGGAGAACGCUGAGUUUUGGGUGGCCUGCGAGGACUACAAGAAAAUCAAGUCCCCUGUGAAGAUGGCAGAGAAGGCCAAGAAGAUCUACGAGGAGUUCAUCCAGACUGAGGCACCCAAAGAGGUGAACAUCGACCACUUCACCAAGGCUGUGACCAUGAAGAACCUGGUGGAGCCAUCACCAAGCAGCUUUGACAUGGCCCAGAAGAGGAUCUUUGCCCUGAUGGAGAAAGACUCCCUGCCCAGAUUUGUGCGGUCGGAGUUUUAUCAGGAGUUAAUCAAGUAGCAAGGCGGCAGGGCUGUGCGAGGCAUUCCCCGUGGGCGGUCCCACUGCUUCUGUCUAAACACCUGCCCCUUCUCCUGCAGCUGCUUUGCUUUCUUGAUACUACCCUAAAAGAGCACGCAGGGGUGUUGCUAAACAUCUCCCCCUGUGCUUUGGACUGUCAGAUGGCCCAGUGUUUCUUCUCUUACAGUCUCUUUCCUCUCCCACAAAAGACCAAUUAGCAGAAACCGCUGGUGAUCCUCUCUGGGUUUGGGAGCCAGAAGGGUGGUGGAGCAGCCCCAGCCUUGCAGUGACCAAGAGCCACUUGGGCAGCUGGUGCAUCCCUGGCACUGUGGGGCUCGGAGGUUCUUAGGAUGUGGCCAUUUUUCUCCCAGUUUUGCCGGUAUCGCUGGUUUGGCACAGGCUUGCUCCCUCCUCCCAGCUUCCCAGGGUGCUGCUGAGGCUGCACAGGGUACCCACAGGGUGCCCCCACCCCCGUCUCAGUCCAGCGCACCUGCAGCCCCAGGGUGCAGCGUGGGUCAUGUCCACCAUGCGACUGGCAUCACCUUGUCCUCAGAAAGCGUCCUAUCAUCAGCAGACACAGUAUGUCACUAUGUCAGUGAUGGCGGUGCAGCAGGGAUGCAGCAGGGAUGCCUGCUGGCAUGGCAGGGACGGUGGCAUGGCAGGGACGGUGGCAGGGCAGGGACGGCAGUGUGUACGGCAGAGCCGGGAGCCACGCUGCUGUGUGCCGCAGGGUGCAUCCGGCUGGCACGAGGGGUGGGCGGCACCCCUUCCCCAGCGACUCCACAGGCUGGGAGGCAGCCUGUUUGCUUCACACUAAAGGCAGUAAAGAGGAUAAACCAAGAGCUCUUUGUUCAAAACACCGGGACUGUUUAGCAACCCAGACCUUCCGCUUGCUCCAACCCCUUGCAUGACAUGCUGAGCUCACAGUCUGCAGCCUCUGCCCGUGUCCCCAGUGCCUACGCACAGCCCGGAGCAACACCAGUGGCUGGUGGUGUGCUUGCAUUGCAGCUUUGGGGGUGCUGCUGCCGUGAUUUCAUGCUCCAGUUGCUUCUCUCUGCAGUAGGCAGGCCAAAGCGAUACUUCUGCACAAACCCAAUCCAGGGGCAUCAAUUAGAGGAGGGAGGAAAAUCAUGCUGGGGGAAAAAAAAAUGCUGCUAAUUGCAACUGUUCAGAUCCCAUUGAAAAAAAAAACCACCCAAACAACCCAAAACCCAAACCCAAGCCCAAAACCGUCAUUGGAAAUACAAAAAAUAAACCCCUGUCUCCUUGAACAGACGGCAAACUCUGCUGAGUUUGUGGCGCCUGCAUCACUCUCUCCUGUCUCCUCCCGCCUGCCCAGGACAUGUGUUUCCAUCAGGCUGUCUCUUAAAAAGCCCGGCUCUUUUCAAACGAUUCAAAGCCAGCCUACUGUUCGCUACCAGAGGAAAUCACACCUGAGGAUGGGGCAGGGGCAUACGUGAAAGGCAGCAGGGGUCUCGUUUCAGCCUCCAGGCAAAUGCGAUGAAUCCCUGCUCCAUGGGGGCCUGGAUCUUUCACCCCUGCGAUGGUUUCCUACUGCAGCAUCCGCAGGGCCAUGGCUUGCUACAAGCACGCUGCGGGGAUCGACCUGCCCAGCCGUCAGCCCGACAGAUGCGGGCAAAAUUACAAGCGACCGUGCUCCCAGCAGGCAGCUCGGACCAGCCACCACCCCCCCAAGGCUGCGCAACUUCAACUGCAAGUCACGAGACUCCAUGCGAGAUGCAAUAACAUAAACACCGGGUUUGCCAGCCUCGGCAAUGCUUCCGAAAUCUGAUCAAAACCCCACCAGCCCCAAAUAUUUACAUGUUGUCACUAUGGUGAUGAAGAAAAAUACAUCCCGAGCUGCAGGAAGUGGGCUGCGUUUUCCAGGCAGGGAUGGGGAGGCAAGGGAAGGAUGGAGGCCACCACAAAUGUGACUUUUGGAGCCAAUGGCCUGGGAAAGUCGGUGCUGGAGCGGCAGGGGUUGAUGCUCGCGGGGCAUUCCCCUGGGUGGAGCGCCAGGGGCAGCUUGGGCAUCCCCAAAGAGCCACGAGUGGCAGGAGGGUCCCGUCGAAAGCGCACAGAAUCCCCCCGUCAGCCCCCACUGCCCAGGUCUGGUGGGGGACGAGGGGGAGGCAGGAGCAGGGCUGGGUGCGGGACCAGGGGCUCGGCCAGCCCUUCCGCUGCUGGCUGCCCCACCGCCUCUGCCCACGCGCCCUCCUGGCUUCUCCACGAGCUGGUGUCAAGAUAACGGGGUUCAGCACGUUGAAGCUCCCUGUUCACCGUGUCACUCAUGGAAAUGCAAAAGCAAACAGGCUUCCCUGCAGAAAGACCCAGAUCUUUCAUUUUAGCUUAAUCCUUUGGCAGCUAUUUCCAGAUACCCUCACGUGAUUCACAGUUAAAUGCCAACGCCGGGAUGCUGCUGGAGGCUGGCUUGCGACGCGCCAUCAAAACCGGAGAUGUCACUAGCUGCAACAGUGACAUAUGGGGCACAGAGAAGGUGUCUGGGUAUGUACGUGCCGGAAAGAAAGGUGGAGGCUGGAUUCAGGAGAGGUGAAAUGGCUCUAUUGGAAAUCCCUCCCCAGCUCGAUUUCUGCUAAAAUGCUGGAAGCCUACUUUAGGGGGUGAUUGAACAGGUGCCAGUGAGCUACCAGGUGGCCAUAAAACGUGGCCCCUGAAACAUUUUGGAGCUCUGGGGAAGUUGUGUUUGUGUAGAAGGGUUGUUUGGCCAAUUACUCAGGCAGGCUCACCCCAGAAGUGCGGCAAUGCCUGUACCCACCCCACAGCUGAGCUUUUCACAGGCCCAGAGGUAUUCACUGUUGGGCUGAUACCAACCGUCAUAUACUUAUUUUAUCACUCUUGCUCUGAUGAAAUUUGGCAUAUGUAUGACCACUAUACACACAACGUUGUACAUCCGUAUCCAGAUAGUCAUAUAUAAGUAUAGACACACACACAUAUAUAUACAUACAUACUCCUAAUGUGGGCCUCUGGAUCCCCAGUGAGUCAGAGACUCCAAAAGCAGAGUUUCUGGAUAUUGUGCGUGGGGUCCGUCACAGAGAUGAGCGUGUGUGGGUCUAGUGCAGUCCCAGACCCCACUGAGGGAAACCUUGGCCACCUGCCCAAGUGAAUGUGAAGAUGCAACUUCCAAAUAAUCCUCCAAAAUCACCCCGUGCCCAUGGCUGCUGGGUGCCCACAGCCCCGGUGUGUCCUGGUGCCCGAGCCAGUGCAGGAGGCAGGUCUCGUGCUCCCCGAGGGACCCCAACCCCUGCCGUGGGGCAAGGCAACCCCACGCUGCAGCUGGGGUCCCCAGGCACCAGGCGUUGCCUCCAUGCCUGCUCCCCGCCACGGGGCCGUGCAGAGGAGGGCUCCCUACAGCUGCAUCCCUCGGAUUAACUGGGGACUGCCAACGCCUGCAAGGCAGCGGUGGGAGCUGCCCGCUGCCCAUGGCGGGGCUGAGGGUGUCCCAGGGCUUGCCCAGGCUCCCCCCAGUCCCUGGUCACUCCCUGGAGGGUGGUGAGUGCUGUGGACAAGGGCUGGAGCAAGGUCAGGAUGGGGGGUCGGCUCCUCACAGCCGCAACAGGUUUUCAGUCUGACGUUCUCCGUGUGAUUUCUACUAGAGAUCUUCACGUGGGGCAGACGCGGGAUGCUGGUGUGCACUGGGGAACUGGUUGUGUUAACCCAUAUUCUUGUACCACUCAGUAAUCCACACAUAAACAUGUAUUUCUGUUACUAUCUCGA
Messenger RNA from Chroicocephalus ridibundus (black-headed gull), 4393 nucleotides. RefSeq names its product regulator of G protein signaling 5 (gene RGS5). Bases 113 to 658 code for a protein of 181 amino acids. Lineage: Eukaryota; Metazoa; Chordata; Aves; Charadriiformes; Laridae. The record is from RefSeq and is a predicted model, not a curated record. The transcript has 5 exons.